Molecule: messenger RNA, 1883 nt
Organism: Amaranthus tricolor (Joseph's coat)
Lineage: Eukaryota; Viridiplantae; Streptophyta; Magnoliopsida; Caryophyllales; Amaranthaceae
Product: beta-1,4-xylosyltransferase IRX9-like
Exons: 3
Coding region: 414-1466 (350 amino acids)
Biological process (GO): glucuronoxylan biosynthetic process; plant-type secondary cell wall biogenesis
Cellular component (GO): Golgi membrane
Molecular function (GO): galactosylgalactosylxylosylprotein 3-beta-glucuronosyltransferase activity; xylosyltransferase activity
Source: RefSeq, a predicted model, not a curated record
GAAGCACCUUAAUCAAUCUAACUCAUAUAGACAAUAAUAUAAACUAUUUACUCAUGAUUUUUGCUCAUUAUAUCCUUUAAUUCGAGUUAGCCAAUGAUAAUCAGGUUUGCCUCAGUUAGAGUGUGUAUCACUUUUUCAGAUAAAUCCUGAGUUUGAAUCUUUCUGCCCCUCCUCUAGUCUUUCCCUUCUCUCAGCCUGCCCCGUACUCAAAAAAAUAUUACUUCUAUUUGAGUUAGCCAAUGCCAAUCAUUAAUACUUUUGUAUGCUUUAAAACAAACCAUUCUGUUCUAAGAUCAUGAUAUACCUUCCCUAUACAACUCAUUUCAUAUGUUGUAUAUCACCCUAACCAAACAGGCCCCAAUAUCAACAUAAAAGCCAAUUAUUUUCUAUAAUUAUUCAAGUUUUUCGAUUAAAUGGGAUCAAUGGAACGAUCAAAGAAGCGCGUUCAUAUAUGGAAGAAAGCAGUAUUUCAUUUCUUGCUGUGUUUUGUGAUGGGAUUCUUUACUGGCUUUGCUCCUACUGGUAAAUCUUGUUUUACUAGUCUUAAAUCAUUUGGUACAUUCUAUAACCAGUGUAUUGAUGUUGCACCAAGGCCAAACGUCAGCGGUUCUUCAAACCGAAGCCUGUCAGAAUCUCCGAUCAGUAGUAGUACGAUGGAUGAUGCUGAUUCAGUUGAGGAAAUUGACGAUCAAAGUAAUGAAAUGCGCGAUGAAUGGAAUCCGAGGAGACAGAUUAUAGUGAUCACUCCUACUAAUGAUAAGGAUCCCUUAAGGGGUGUGUUACUGAGUAGGUUAGCUAAUACUCUUAGGUUGGUGCCUCCUCCACUGUUGUGGAUUGUGGUGGAGUCACAUUUGGAGUCUUCUGAUGUAUCAGAGAUACUUAGGAGGACUGGGGUGAUGUAUAGGCACUUGGUUUAUAAGCAGAAUUUUACUGACACUAGAGCUGAAAUCGAUCACCAACGCAAUCUCGCUCUUAAACAUGUUGAACUUCAUCGGUUAAGUGGAAUUGUACAUUUUGCUGGACUCUCUAAUGUCUAUGAUCUCUCGUUCUUCGAUGACAUUCGAGAAAUCGAGGCAUUUGGAACAUGGCCACUGGCAAAACUGUCAAGGAAGAGAAAGAAAAUGAUAAUAGAAGGGCCAGUAUGUGACGCUUCCCAAGUGGUAGGAUGGCAUCUCAACAACCUAAAUAAAGAAGCAUAUAAAUCAGCCCUCCACAUCUCUAGUUUUGGUUUCAAUAGUUCCAUCCUUUGGGAUCCUGAAAGAUGGGGUCGUCUCCCUUCUGCAGAAGCCACCAAACAGAAUUCCCUUCAAUUUGUGAAACAAGCAGUUACAGAAGAUGAGAGCAAAAUUAAGGGAGUACCAUCAGAAGAUUGUUCCAAAGUAAACAUUUGGCAGCUCCAUUUGUCUUCCAAGAUUGUACAACUUCAUCAUGCUUCAGAAUCUACCUUUGAUGAUGGCCAAAGAUAAUGAACCACAAAUAUACAGGGGCAUUUUUUUUUACUAUUUUUUUUGACAGUAAAUACAGAGGAUUCUUACCAUUCAUUCUUAAGAUAUACCUUUCUGUAUUCGUCCUGUUGGCAUAAAUCUUGUAUAAUGGAUUCAGUACAUUUUUUGUAAUCAGUUGUUGGAUAAAUUCUUUGGACAUAGCAAUGUAAUUUACAACUUGAAUAUUUCAACUUAACAACAAUAAUUUGUUACCCUAAUGUCACUAAGUGGCUCCCACCUAAGCAGGGUUUCAGGGAUUAGAUGUACGUAGCUUGACCCUUGUUAAUGAUAACAAAGAGGUUCUUUCCGAUUGACACUGGUAACAAAUAUCAUAUGUAACUUCACAUAAAUAAAAAGUGCAUAUAAUUUAAUGAGUCAUCCGAAGGGUGAAAGGGAAGU